UUUCAAUGUCAGAAAACAUGGCGCAGUGCAUAACCAGAAUUGUCAAACGACUUGCUCCACCGGCCAGGGAGCUGCUCUCGCCUGGAGCCUGGCAGCGGCGUGCGGCGGGGUGCGGGGGUCAUCUCCACACGGCGUGCCCCUCUCUGCAGCGGCAGCAGCAGAGCUACGUGGCGCGCAGGGCGGUCCUCUACUGCCCCGGAGAUGACAGACGCAAGCUGGCGAAGCUGGCCACGCUGGACGUGGACUGCGCCGUGCUGGACUGCGAGGACGGGGUGGCCCUCGGGAGGAAGUCGGAGGCCAGGGAGACGAUCGCGGCCGCGCUGGGCGAGCUGGACCUGGGCAGGACGGAGAAGUGCGUGCGGGUCAACUCGGUGUCCAGCGGCCUGGCGGAGGAGGACCUGCGGGUCAUCCUGGGGGCCGAGGCCCUGCCCACUGCCCUCAUGCUGCCCAAGGUGGAGGGCGUGGAGGAGGUGCAGUGGUUUGUCGACAGGUUCCGGAGCCACUUGAAAGGACGGCCGCUGACGGAGCCGAUUCGCCUGGUCACCUUCGUGGAGACCGCUGUGGGUCUGCUCUACUUUAAGGAGGUGUGUGAAGAGGUUCGUCGGCUGGCCCCCAGUGCCGGUCUUCAUCACGAUGGGGUUGUCUUUGGUUCUGAUGACUUCUGCGCCAGUAUAGGCGCCACUCGGACCAAAGACGCCCGGGAGCUGCUGUACGUGCGGCAGAAGGUGGUGGCGACCAGCAAGGCGUUCGGCCUGCAGGCCAUCGACCUGGUCUACAUCGACUACAAGGACACGGACGGCCUGAGGCGGCAGGCCCGCGAGGGGGCUCUCAUGGGCUUCACAGGUAAGCAGGUGAUCCACCCCGGUCAGAUCCAGGCUGUUCAGGAGGAGUUCUCCCCAAGCCAGGAGAGGGUCCAGUGGGCAACGGCGCUCGUGGAAGCCUUCGGGCAACACCAGCUGGAGGGAAAGGGAGCCUUCACCUUCCGUGGCAGCAUGAUUGACAUGCCCUCGCUGAAACAGGCCCAGAACAUCCUGACCUUGUCCUCCACUGUACCAAAGUAAACCUCAGACCCUCCACACAUCAUGGGAGUGGAAGAACUCCAACAUCCAGGCUACAGAGUCAGACGGGAAACCCAAGUCUUGAGCCAAUCCUGGACCCCAAAUCCUGACUCCUGCAAAGUUGCAAAUAGUUUGUAGAAGUUUUGUGAUGGAAUGGGAAGCACAGUGACACUUCUGUGGUAGCUGAUGCAAUGUUUGGUGAAGCUUAUUGUAAAUUGUUGUAUUACUUAUUUAGAAGAAUUAACUGAGGUUUGAAUGACAUGAGAUGAUUACUACCUUGUAAAAUGUAAAUAAAAAUAAAUCAACAUACCACAGCC
Gadus chalcogrammus (walleye pollock) is the source of this 1375-nucleotide messenger RNA. RefSeq names its product citrate lyase beta like (gene clybl). The record is from RefSeq and is a predicted model, not a curated record. The transcript is spliced from 8 exons. The coding region runs from base 6 to 1061 and encodes 351 amino acids. Gene Ontology annotation, molecular function: (S)-citramalyl-CoA lyase activity. Lineage: Eukaryota; Metazoa; Chordata; Actinopteri; Gadiformes; Gadidae. Gene Ontology annotation, biological process: regulation of cobalamin catabolic process.